Molecule: messenger RNA, 294 nt
Organism: Scutellospora calospora
Lineage: Eukaryota; Fungi; Glomeromycota; Glomeromycetes; Diversisporales; Gigasporaceae
Source: the annotation of a GenBank genome assembly
AUGCAACAUAAUACUUCUUUUCGUAUUCCAAACAAUUAUGAUGAUAUAAGUAGAUCUUCAUCUUUACAAGUUGAAGUUGAGAAUCCACCUACGUAUGAAGAGGCAACUGCGGAAACACCAGAUUCUAGACGAAGAGAAUCGCAAAAUACUGUUGUUCAAUCAGAAAUCGAAGAAGAAUAUAGUAAUUAUUUAAGUGAAAGAGCGAUGCAACAUUUUGAAGGUUACGAAAGAAGAAUUAAAAAAUUAGAAAAAGAUCUUAAUUGUUGGGGUGGAAAUGAAAAAGAUAGUUUUUAA